This is a messenger RNA of Mizuhopecten yessoensis (Yesso scallop), 2440 nucleotides long. RefSeq names its product GTP-binding protein ypt1-like. The record is from RefSeq and is a predicted model, not a curated record. NCBI's taxonomy places the organism in Eukaryota, Metazoa, Mollusca, Bivalvia, Pectinida, Pectinidae. The transcript is spliced from 3 exons. The coding region runs from base 547 to 1344 and encodes 265 amino acids. Gene Ontology annotation, molecular function: GTPase activity; GTP binding.
UUUAUGUGGGAUUUCAUUCUGUCUUUUUGUUAAGUGUUUUUGUACUUUGUCAUGUUGAAGUCACUGAACCGUGUCGAUGUUAAGAGUUAUUGAGCAGACUUCAGUAUUGUCAGUGCAGCAGCUGUAACCAGGAACGCUCUGCACGGACAGCGGCAGCGUGAGGCGUAGUGUUUAAAAAGAAAGUGAUGUGGAAUUACACAACUGAAUGCUAGAGGCUGAAACACUGGGAAGUUGGCGAGAGAGACUUCUGUGAGACUCCAUGUGUUGUUAGAAAUAUAAUUUAAACUAAAAAAAUAAACAAGUUUCAAUAGUAAAGUUUUUAUUCGUCUACGGGAGGUAGUGCUAGUUGACCUUUACAAACGUAAACAGAGACCUUCUGUACCACUUGUCAUGUGACGUCUACUGAUAGUUAUCCUGCUUUAGCAGCUGAUCGCUGAUGGAGACGACCCAUUUAUGCCAAGUGGCUAACAAAGAGCAGUGGCCCGUUUCGUAGUUUGGGAUUACUGUAAAGUUUUAACUUUUAACGUGAGAGUUUAACAAUCAGAUAUGUCGUUGAACUGUACGGCGGCCUUGCUGCCGCAUCACCAGAAAAAGCCGACCCUGGCUGUCCGGCCACGACCGAAGAAAUCCUUGACCAAUGGAGUGGACCCAGGGACCUUAACGACUUACUCCUACACCUUCAUGGAAAACAACAACCGUAGACCAUCCAGACCAGUGAUGGCCUCGGGACCGCCCAACUAUAAAGUAAUUCUGUGUGGAGAAUACGGAGUCGGCAAGAGUUCCAUAUUCCGCAGAUUCAUGAACGACACAUUCACCAUGGAAACAGGAAAAAAGUCGACAGUUGGGCUGGAUCAGAGUAGUCAACUAUUUAAAAUUAAUGGAAUGGAUGUAAAAAUGUCGCUGUGGGAUACGGGAGGUAUGGAGAGGAUGAGUUUCAUUGGGUCUAGUUAUUAUCGUGGAGCGAACGCGGCCCUCCUGUGUUAUAGUGUACUCAACAAAGACACGUUCACUAUCCUGUCACAGUACAUCCUAGACAUUGUCAUGAAUGCUGAGGGUGCCAAAAUAUUCCUGUGUGGAAACAUGGCCGACUGUGAUGGUGAUGACAAGGUCACGGAGGCUGACAUUGAGAAUUUUAUCCGUGAGUGUGGUGACGUGUUGUCCGGUGUGUAUUCCAUUUCCUGUAAGGAAAACGAAGGAGUUUAUGACAUGUUCAAAGACAUGGCACGUGUGCUGCAUGAGGAAGCGAUGGGGCGCAUGACUUUACGAAAGGAGCUGCAUGUGAUCCGACCAGGUGAAACUCCAGAGGACACGAAUCAUCACAAGAAAAAGUGUUGUAGUUCUUGAUAGGGGUGUCUCAGUCAUAUAUAUCUAUAUAUUUUGUGCAUAUCUAUUCAUAUAUAUAUGCAUACAGGAAAAUAUAUUUCAUACGGGCCUCAUGUGCCUUUUCAUGAUACAAUCAGGACUAACAGUGAACAAGUGCCUUCCAAUAUAAGGAGAAUGCCAACAAUGCCAUCAACACAAGCCUCUGCCUCUAUACAGUCAGCCUCUAUACUACUCGGAUAUUGGGAUAUAAGGAACUUUAACAGGAUGUUUUAUCAAGUCGUGUCUUCUGGAACAUCCAUUUGAUCCAUUAGAGAUAAAUUCAGUUUCAAAAUUGAAAAAAAAUGUCUUUAAAAGGUUAUUGACCUCGAAAUCUGUUGUGAUGAAGGAACACCAUCUUAGCUGGUUUAUAAAUUCUGUGUUCAGUCACAGGCCAUCUAGUACCUAUCUCCUGAUCUGAGGGUUCCCAUAUGUCAUCAAAUGUUUAUUUUUGUACAAUCAUCAGUAAUAAUCAGGACAGCUUUACAUUAUAUAAUCUCCAGCUUUACAUUGUAUACUUCCAUACUUAACAAUGUAUAAUUAUAUUACAAUGUAUAAUCUCAGGCUUUACAUUGCACUGUAUCUGCUCCGAAUUUAUAGGUCCAGACUGUAUAAUAUCAGAUAAUAUAUGUUGUAUAAUAUAAGGUUUUACAUUGUAUGAUAUCCCACUUACAUUGAAUAAUAUCUGACAUUUUUACAUUGUAUCUCAGACUUCCAUGUAUAAUCUCUGACUUUAGAUAUUGUAUAUUGCAUUUGGGUAAUAUCAGAUUUUACAUUGUUUAAUAUGAGACUAUACAAUGUAUAAUCUAAUACUUUAUAUAGUGUAUAAUAUCAGAUUUUACAUUGUAUAAUAUUAGACUAUACAAUGUAUAAUCUAUUACUUUAUACAUUGAAUAAUAUCAGAUUUUACAUUGUAUAAUAAUAUGAGACUCUACAAUGUAUAAUCUAUUACUUUAUACAUUGUAUAAUAUCAGACUUUAUAUUUUACAAAAUGAGACUUUACAUCAUAUAAUCAAUGACUUUAUACAUUGUAUAAUAUCAGAUUUUACAUUGUAUAAUAUAUGACUUUAUACAUUGUAUA